AGUGCAGCAGCCCUUCGUAAGCAGGGGGCGCAGGCGGGCGCAGAGCUGAGAGCAUUGAUUGAACUGUGGAAGAAGGAGCCUCUCAAGCGGGGCGAACAAUUGACCUGCAAGGGAUUUGUUCCCUACCGUAUGUCUUGGAAGUGACAGUGCUGCUUCUGGAGGGAUUUGACCUCCUCUAUGCAAACAACGCAAUGCUGCGAUCCGAGGGUCCCAAGCUGAGCUCGAAACCUAACCACAACCCCUCUUCUAGGAAUGGUCAAUCUGUGGGGACUCAGGAAAUACGUUCAAGGUUCGUACGUUUGGUAACACAGAGGCCCCUCGUCUGGUGCCAAAGCAAGAAUGCACGUUUGAGCUUUUCAAAAGCCUGCCAUCAAGCUGGACACUGCCCCUCAUUGAGAAGUACAGAUCCGGCGCAGUCAUUUGAUUCAGCAUUACUAGGUGUUUCAAAGCUGAGGCCCAUGCGGGGCAUUGUUUACAACCCUGUCAAGACCAGCAAAAGGUCCACGGCUGUGAUGGUGAAGCAUGAAGAUGCCGCUACCGGGCAGGGGAUGCAGGAUAAUGUCAAGUUUUACACGCACACACUCUGUCCGUACGCUCAUCGGGUGGCCCUCACUCUGAUUGAGAAGGGUGUGCAGGCUGAGACUAUUCACAUUGACCUCUCCAACAAGCCGGCGUGGUACCGGAAGGUCAACCCAAGGGGCCUGGUACCUGCACUAGUACAUGGUGGGAAGACUCUUACGGAGAGUCUGGACCUUUGCCAGUAUGUGGAGGAGCAGUUCCCUGGGCCGGCGCUUGUGCCGGCCACGACGGAAGAAAGGAGAGAAGCGGAGCGGCUGAUUGGCCGCUGCGAUCAGUUUGUGUCCGCGGGCCUCCAGUUCCUGUCUGAUCCAAGCAGCGGUUCCUGGUCUCUUCCCGGAGGUCAGAUCCCAGUUAAGAAAACGGGAUCGGAGGUAACAGCUUUUGAGCGCGAGCUCGUCUGGUUGGAGGAGACCCUGCAGAGGCAUGGGGGCCCGUUCUUCAUGGGCGUCAAAAUAACGCUGGUCGACCUUGUAUACUUCCCCUUCGUCGACCGUUUCGCUCUUGCCGGCCCCGCCUUCGUAGAUUCUAGCGUGUGUGCUCUCUUUGGGAGGGGGGCGCUCCAGAUGUUCUUGAAAGGAAUUCGGGAAAGAGACUCGUACCGACUCACGUCAGCCGCUCCUUCGGAUCAUCUGGCAGGUUUAAAGAAGUAUAGGUCGUUGGACUACUUCGAUUAUGUGUCAGCGUCAAUGGAACGACCUUGUCCAUAAGCCUCACUUUUCUCGGAACCGGUUUGAUAAUCAAUGCUUCCCUAUUCUGUUUAGGCAUGCAUUGACGGAGAACUACU
Klebsormidium nitens is the source of this 1363-nucleotide messenger RNA. Lineage: Eukaryota; Viridiplantae; Streptophyta; Klebsormidiophyceae; Klebsormidiales; Klebsormidiaceae. The record is from the annotation of a GenBank genome assembly.